Limulus polyphemus (Atlantic horseshoe crab) is the source of this 382-nucleotide messenger RNA. RefSeq names its product endophilin-A-like. The annotation marks the transcript as partial. NCBI's taxonomy places the organism in Eukaryota, Metazoa, Arthropoda, Merostomata, Xiphosura, Limulidae. The record is from RefSeq and is a predicted model, not a curated record. The transcript has 3 exons.
CAGAUAUCCCAGAUGGUAUCUUUUGCUGAAGCUCUCCAUGAGUACCACUCUCAGUGUGCUGAAAUUAUUCGAGAAUUAAAUGACAAACUUAUUGAACAGAAAAAUUUAGCUAUAGAACGUCCUCAUGUACAAUACCAACCAAAGAAACUGGAGGAACUGAAUAUUCCAGCCAUUCAAGAUGACAUCUCUCCUGGAGAUCUGCCCUCAAAUUACAAUGGUGGCUCACAUACUUACACAACAAUCUCAGCUUCACCAGCUCGGUCACCUGCAUCCUCUCCCAUUAACCCACGCCACCCUGAUUCACUGUUUUUAACUGGGCAUGGAAAUUUUUCCACUGGUGGUGCUACAUCACCUUAUCGUUCACCUAGCCGUUCUCCUAAUG